AUGGCCGCGCCCAGGCGCCCGUCUCCCGCGCGCCACGCUCGCCCGCGACCUGCUGCUGCUACUGCACUGCUCCGCCGCGUCGCACCUGUCCUGCAGCCGCGCCGCGCCCGCGCGAGCCCCCUGCUCGGCGGCCAGCGCGCGUCCGCCGCUGUGGCCGCGCCCCCUGCUCUUAGUUGCUGCUGCUCAAGCUGCCGCAGCCGCGGCCUGGUCGAAUGGCCGCGCCCCGCGCGUGGCCUCGCCCCCUCCUCCCCUCGCCCCACUCCGGCGCCGCCUCCUGCUGCCACCGCGGCCACCCCUCCGCCACCUUCCCUUGGUCUGCGCUCCUCCCCGUUCCAGCCAUGGCCUUGCCGUGGCCACCGCCCCCCUGCUCCAGCGCCUUGUCUGCUCCGCCCGCUCCUGGGCAUGCGCCCGCUCGCGCCGUGCCCUGUGCCCGUUAGCGCUCGAACCCGAUAG
Molecule: messenger RNA, 453 nt
Organism: Aegilops tauschii subsp. strangulata
Lineage: Eukaryota; Viridiplantae; Streptophyta; Magnoliopsida; Poales; Poaceae
Source: RefSeq, a predicted model, not a curated record